Drosophila serrata is the source of this 2033-nucleotide messenger RNA. RefSeq names its product cytochrome P450 enzyme phantom (gene phtm). Gene Ontology annotation, molecular function: oxidoreductase activity, acting on paired donors, with incorporation or reduction of molecular oxygen, reduced flavin or flavoprotein as one donor, and incorporation of one atom of oxygen; steroid hydroxylase activity; heme binding. NCBI's taxonomy places the organism in Eukaryota, Metazoa, Arthropoda, Insecta, Diptera, Drosophilidae. Gene Ontology annotation, biological process: xenobiotic metabolic process. Gene Ontology annotation, cellular component: intracellular membrane-bounded organelle; cytoplasm. The record is from RefSeq and is a predicted model, not a curated record.
GUGACUGGACGUCGGGAUCGAGUGGCUCUAACUAAGACAGGAGUGUGGACCAAGGAGGAAUUGAGGAGAAUCAAGUGAGAGUGGAAAGCGAAAGUGUGAUGUCGUCGUCAUCGUCCAUUGUAGACAUGGGCAGCACCGGCUGGAUGCCCUCCCUGCAAAGCCUUAGUGUGUUUAUCGUUCCGGGACUCCUUAUUGGCGUGAUCCUUUACCUUUGUGAGCAUCAGUAUGAUGACGUCCUGGGCGUACCGCCACCGGGACCUUGGGGUUUACCCAUACUGGGUUAUCUGCCCUUUUUGGAUGCAAGAGCUCCACACAAAUCCCUGCAAGCUUUGGCCAAACGUUAUGGCGGAAUCUUUCAGCUACGAAUGGGUAACAUUCGGACGGUAUUCCUCUCGGAUGUGGCUCUGGUAAGGGAGUUCUUUCGCCACGAGGAAAUGACGGAUCGGGCACCACUUUACGUCACACAUGGCAUUAUGGGUGGUUAUGGAAUCAUCUGCGCCCAGGGUGACAUUUGGAAACAUGCCCGUCGAGAGGUUAUCGACUGGCUGAAAUCCCUGGGCAUGACCCGUCGUCCAGGAGAGCGGCGGAGUCACCUCGAGCAGCGCAUUGGUCGGGGUGUGAACGAGUGCGUACAGCUCUUUGGCCAAGAGGCAGAUGAGAGUCGCAACUCGGAGUUUGAUCCCCAAGGAGCGCUCCAUCAUUCACUGGGCAACAUCAUCAACGAUCUGGUCUUUGGUAUCACCUAUGCCCGCAAUGAUCCCGACUGGCUGUACUUGCAGCGUCUGCAGGAGCACGGAGUCAAGCUCAUCGGUGUCUCCGGAGUGGUCAACUUCCUGCCCUGGCUACGCCGCCUGCCCUCGCAGGCUCGGAAUAUCCAGUUCCUGCUGGAGGGCAAGGCCAAGACACAUGCCAUAUAUGAUCGCAUAGCGGCCGCCUGCUCCGAGCGCCUUCAAAAGAAGCUAGCUCUUCACAAUGAGCGCGUGGAGCUGAUACGUCAGCAGGAGCAACUAGAGGAGAGGAGGCAACGGGAGAGUCAGCAUGGACAAGUGGGGGAGGAAUCAGAAGCGCCUGAGCUGGCCGAGGAGCCUGAGGAGGCUGUACCCUCUGCGGAGGAGGGUGACGAGGACCACAGCCAUUGUCAACGACAUCCACCCCAGCUGAUCGAGUAUAGCGAAGAGGACGAGCGGCACAAGUAUCAACCGCACUGCAUCCUGGAGCACUUUCUCGUCGAUCGGAAGGAAGGGUCACAGCUUUAUUGCGACGAACAGCUGCGCCAUCUGCUCGCCGACCUUUAUGGAGCCGGCGUGGACACCGCCCUGGCCACUCUCCGCUGGUUCCUAGUCUAUAUGGCCCGCGAGCAGGCCUGCCAGCGACGGCUCCAUGAGCUGCUCCUCCCGCUGGAUGCCACACCCUCGCUGGAGGAGCUGGAACCGCUGGCCUAUCUACGUGCCUGCCUGGCGGAGACGCAACGCAUACGCAGCGUGGUCCCGCUGGGCAUUCCCCAUGGCUGUGAGCGUGACUUCACCGUGGGUGACUAUCGCAUCCAGGGCGGCACCAUGAUUGUCUCCCUGAUGUGGGGCAUUCAUAUGGAUCCCCAGGCCUUUCCACAGCCCGAGGAAUUCCGACCGGAGCGUUUCCUUGGUCCCGAUGGGGGAUAUGUGGCACCACCACAGUUCAUUCCCUUCCAGGUGGGCAAACGCAUGUGUCCCGGCGAUGAGCUGGCCCGCAUGAUGCUCACCCUCUUUGCGGGGCGCAUCCUGCGUCGCUUCCACCUGGAGGUGGCUCCGGAUAGCCGGGACAUGGACAUGGCUGGUGAGAGUGGCAUCACCUUGACUCCCGCUCCCUACAAGCUGCGAUUCACCAGGCUGCCAGAGCGAAUGGAGCUGAUGAGGGAGGAGGUGCUGCGGGAUGAGUAAAGAGAACAGGUCUUGGCAAAGGUGCAGGAUUAGUUUAUGUCUUUUUUUUUAAUAAUAUUAAUAAUACUACUAAAUAUAUGUUAUCUUAACCAAAUAUUAAACAUAACCUUGCGUGAA